Macroventuria anomochaeta is the source of this 1608-nucleotide messenger RNA. Its product is annotated as alpha/beta-hydrolase. The record is from RefSeq and is a predicted model, not a curated record. The transcript has 4 exons. Lineage: Eukaryota; Fungi; Ascomycota; Dothideomycetes; Pleosporales; Didymellaceae. The coding region runs from base 1 to 1608 and encodes 535 amino acids.
AUGUGGGCUCUGUUGUUCAGUCUGUCCUGUGGUCUUGUAUUCACUACUGCUGCUGUUCAACAGCCAGUCGUGAAGUCGCAGGCAGGUAUCUUCCACGGUCGCUACCUUCCUGGGUUUGAGCAAGAUCUUUACCUGGGUAUCAAGUAUGCGCCAACGCCAGUACGCUUCACUCCCGCCAAAUUGAGUAAUGAUACACCAAAGACGCACUACAAUGUGACCCAGUAUGGUCUCGACUGUACAGGCUAUGGUUCAGAUACAACAAGGCUGGUCAAAGAGGGUUGGACGAAGCUGGGAGAAGACUGCUUGCACCUCAAUGUCGUAAGACCACGAACGAAUGAGAAGAACCUACCAGUACUGUUGUGGAUCUACGGUGGAGGAUGGCAACAGGGUGCUACAAGCGACCCACGAUACAACAUGAGCUACGUGGUCGAGCAGUCGGUGCUGAACAACAAGCCCAUCAUCGGCAUCUCCAUCAACUACCGCAUGGCCGCAUUUGGCUUCAUCUCGAGUGACGAGGUCAAUGCAGAAGGUGCACAGAAUCUGGGUUUACGCGAUCAGCGUCUCGCAUUGCAGUGGGUGAAUAAGCAUAUCUCCUCGUUUGGCGGUGACCCAGCAAAGGUCACCAUCUGGGGUGAGAGCGCAGGUGCAUACUCGGUUGGUGACCACAUAAAUGCAUUCGACGGUGAAAACGAUGGCCUUUUCCGUGCUGCUAUACUGGAGAGCGGUGGUGCGGUAGGCGCGCCACUGAAUGGGACGGAUUGGUACCAAGGCAUGUAUAAGAACCUGACUGCCUCGGUCGGCUGCUCGAAUUCGACAAACACACUGCAGUGCCUGCGUGAAGUCCCGUACGAGAGAAUCGCACCUUACGGAUACGUUGGCCUCGAAUGGUUCCAUGUCAUCGACGGUUCGUUCGUCCCUCGAUACGGUCAAGAGUCGCUACUCAGUGGCAGAUUUGCAAAGAUCCCCUUGAUCUUGGGUACAAAUACAGACGAAGGUUUUGGUGUGAACGGUGUGAACACAGACGCACAAGCUAUAGAACAAUUGCUCACUUCGAAGAGAUGGAAUAUUGAUGAACAGCAAGCUCGCCGCAUACUCGAGCUCUACCCCAACGACCCGACUUUGGGAGAGCCAUAUGGUUGGGGCAACAGGACAUGGCCCGAGUACGGGUUGCAAUACAAACGAUAUCAAAGCAUCGCGACCGACUUAACGAUGUAUGCGCCAAGGAGGCUUCUAGCAGAAAGGAUGAGUGACUACGUCGAAAAUGUCUACUCUUACAGAUGGGACGCACCCAAAUUUAAUACUACACCAGCUAGUAUAGGGGUCAAUCACUUUUCUGAGAUACCGUUUGUGUUCGGCAACACCGAACAGCAGAUCACACCACUUGGGAACAGUACUGCAAACUUGAAGCUCUCAAACUUGAUCAUCAGGAUGUGGGCAUCGUUCGCACACGAUCUGGAUCCGAACGGCCAUGGCAUCUCAAACAUCGACACGUGGCCGCAGUACGGAAACAGCACAUCGAACUUUGUCUUUAGAGCGGAUCAAAGUUACAUCGAGAAGGACAAAGACAGAGCUGAAGGGGUGGCGUAUAUCAACACCAUUAGGCGAUAG